Messenger RNA from Annulohypoxylon maeteangense, 1595 nucleotides. Its product is annotated as Lem3/Cdc50. NCBI's taxonomy places the organism in Eukaryota, Fungi, Ascomycota, Sordariomycetes, Xylariales, Hypoxylaceae. Gene Ontology annotation, cellular component: Golgi apparatus; endoplasmic reticulum; plasma membrane. The record is from RefSeq and is a predicted model, not a curated record. The transcript is spliced from 3 exons. Bases 135 to 1379 code for a protein of 414 amino acids.
UGCUGUCCCGGCUUCCCGAAUCCCCUGUUCAACAUGCGACACAGAUCUCAGUCCUAACCAUUCCUACCAUAAUAGUCUCCUCUCCCUUGACGACUUCAUCAAUCUUCCUCUCGAAUUAAAUCCACGCCUACAAGAUGGACGACACAUCGCCACCCGAGAGCAUCGAUCAAACGAAGGAGAAGAAGAAGAGCAGAAGACCCGCGAAUACGGCGUUUCGCCAACAACGUUUGAAAGCAUGGCAACCAAUUCUUACUCCCAAAACCGUCAUCCCACUCUUCUUCGUCAUAGGUAUCAUAUGUGCGCCCGUUGGUGGGCUGUUGAUCUAUGCUAGCUCUACAGUCAAGGAAUUGCGCAUCGACUAUACGAAUUGUUUCCGCGAUGCGCCUACCGCCGAUCUUGCUUUGAUGGAUGAUAGUCUAGUCUUCCCAUCUUUCAAAACCAACAACACCAUCAAUGCCAUGUGGCAGCGUACCGAGCGGGUUAAUUAUACUUAUGGCACCCACACAGUUCAGAACCUCACGAUGUGCACUCUUCAGUUUGAAAUACCCGAGGAGAUGUCUCCACCUGUACUUCUCUACUACCGCCUCGAGAACUUCUACCAGAACCAUCGUCGUUAUGUUGCUUCAUUCUUCGACAAACAGCUCGCAGGAGAUGAUGUCUCGCUUGCUGAUGUCGAAGCAUCUGGUUGCGACCCUCUAGCUAGCUCGAACUCGAAAGCCUUCUACCCUUGCGGCCUCAUUGCUAAUUCUGUGUUCAACGACACUAUCAUGAGUCCUGUCUUCUUGAACCCGCCCACGUCAGACGGCAACUUAACCUACGAGAUGAAGAACACUUCGAUUGCCUGGGAGUCCGACAAGGAGUUAUACAAGCCGAGGGUGAGCACUAACUUGGACAACAUUCUCCCGCCGCCGAACUGGCAGAUUCGAUAUCCUAACGGCACAUACACUACCGACAAUCCCCCUCCGAACUUGCACGACGACGAGCAUUUCAUCGUCUGGAUGCGGACAGCAGGUCUGCCAACCUUCAGCAAGCUCUGGGGGCGCAACGAUACAAGCGCUAUGCAGAUUGGAACCUACUCUAUGGAGAUCAUUGACAAUUUCCGAACAGACCAGUACCAGGGCAAGAAGAGUAUCGUGAUCACCACCCUAUCCGUGAUGGGCGGCAAGAACAACUUCCUAGGAAUCCUCUGGCUCGUCGUCGGCGGGUUCUGCAUCGCCCUCGCCCUACUCUUCCUCAUCACGAACCUCAUCAAGCCCCGUAAGCUGGGCGACCACACCUACCUGUCCUGGAACAACGCCCCGUCGUCCGCGGCCGCGAAAGGCAAAGGCAAGGCGUCCGGCCCCACCAUCGGCAUGGCGACCGGUCGCGAUUUGUCGUAGGGCACGAAUCUGCGCGGUUCUCGACUUGCGCGGAGCGCGGCGAGUCACGUUGGAUUAGACGGGUCGGCGGCGGCGAAGAGGGAAAGGGAGCUGAAAGAGCUGCGGGUUUGGCCUAGACCUAAUCAUACCGGAGACGAGGAUACGUUCAGAGAAGGCAUGUUCCCGUCGACAUCGUCGCUUCGACCCCCUCCGCAGUCCCAGAGGCACCAAACCCAA